Stylophora pistillata is the source of this 1760-nucleotide messenger RNA. RefSeq lists its product as uncharacterized. NCBI's taxonomy places the organism in Eukaryota, Metazoa, Cnidaria, Anthozoa, Scleractinia, Pocilloporidae. The record is from RefSeq and is a predicted model, not a curated record.
AAAGCAAGACAAAGCCAUUGCAAACCUCGCAUUUUCAAAGUGAAGGAAGCUUCCAAUAUAUUACAUGGAUACAUCGAUAAAGAAGAAGAACUCUCUAAGGAGAGGAGUCAGGAAUUAUUGAAAAACGUAGAGCCCUUGAUUUACGGUGGGACACCUUUCUAUCAAGCAAUUAGGGAGGCGAAGGAACUCUUUAAGGAUAAUGUUCCUGACUAUUCUGAACACAAAAAGCUGUUGUUCAUCCUGUCAGAUGGAGAGCCCACAGAUGGCUACAGUGUCAGUAGUGACAGAAUACCCUCCGCCAUCUCAACAAUGGCUGGUGCAGGUGUGACCAUCGUGGGCUGCUACAUUACAUCCCAAGAGAUUGAACCCAAACAACUGUACAGCGAAAAGAAAAAAAAAUGGGACGAAUGUGCAAAGUUCAUGUUCUCACUGAGCUCCAAAUUGGCCACGCAGUCAAUACCACGCACCAUGUUUGUUAAACGUGACUGGUCCAUUGAGGUUACCAACAAUGAAACACGUUUGUUCUUGCAAGUCAAUCAUCCCGACCACCUGCGAGAGGCUUGCGACCUGGCUCGAGAUGUCGUCAGUUCUCACGAAGCCUUAUCCGAUUUACUUGCAACCGUCCACCUCGAUGUCUACAUAAACCAAUCAGUGAGUGACUACGAAGCACAAGAAAAGCAAGAAGGGCAGACCUGCUAUGCACAUGCAUCUGCUACAGUGCUUCAUUUGGCCAUGACGAGAAUUCAUGGUCGCGAAGGUGGUAUUCCAACUUUUGACGACUUGAAAACUAAAAUGAUCAGCCGUUUUGGAAUAAAAGCGACCAGUAUCGGAACAGUUCUGGAAGAAAUGUGCAAGAGGUACCGUUUGCGUUACAAGGAAGUUGACCUCGGGGGUGCCAUGGAAGCAGUCGCUUCAAGCCGACCAGUUCUUGCAACAUUUAAGCUUACCUUGGAUGAGUGGGGUAGGUUUAAAGAGUUCUUCCAAACUAACAGAAACGGUAUUUUGACGAAGAAAGAGAUCGAUAUAUCAGCCCGUCCUCCAAAUAUCCCAAAAAGGUUUGGCCAUGCAGUAGUUUUAACCAGUUUCAACUGCAAAUAUUUGCGACUGUUGGACUCCAAGGGACCCGACUGGGCAGACAACGGCUUUUUCAAAGCGCAGAACGCAGAGGUCCUUGGAUUUAAGUUCUAUGAUGUUUACUGGGAAAUAGACAACCUGGACGAAAGAGAAAAAAACUCUUUCAAGAAACUUGGAUCCGAGCGUGCCACAUGGUUAAGGGAAACUUUGCCAAGUCUUCAGCGAGAUGAUUACUCCGUGACAUGUCCCAGAUGCCGGCUGGAUUCACCGGUCAAGGAUUUUACUGGAAAUUUGCUGCGAGCAAAGUGCCCUAGAUGCGAUGAAGAAUUUGACCUAAAAGAUGCCCCCAAAGGGAACAUUUUGACUCUCAAUAUAUACCUUACUUCUUUAAGCAUUUAAGUUCAUUUUAACCAUGAACUUCACGCUAAGUCAAGAAUAUUUAGCCCUCAUUGAGCAAGGAGUAGACGAUCUCCUCCAGGGCAGAAUUAUGGAUUGUAAGGCAAAGAAACAAAAUCAUUUGAGAAUUCAGAUUAUCGACAAGUGUCAUCCUAGAAGAAAGAUGUCAUUAGUUUUAUCACAAAAGUAGAACCACAACAUUUCGAGAACCCCCCGAGGGAUCGGGCCCAAGACUUUCGUAUUUCGCAGUAGUUAAUUACACGUAUACUCUCUUUUAAUAUUUGUUUAAA